Molecule: messenger RNA, 3605 nt
Organism: Aphidius gifuensis
Lineage: Eukaryota; Metazoa; Arthropoda; Insecta; Hymenoptera; Braconidae
Gene: Psa
Product: puromycin-sensitive aminopeptidase-like
Exons: 7
Coding region: 155-2872 (905 amino acids)
Biological process (GO): peptide catabolic process; proteolysis
Cellular component (GO): cytoplasm
Molecular function (GO): peptide binding; zinc ion binding; metalloaminopeptidase activity
Source: RefSeq, a predicted model, not a curated record
UAAAUGUAGUCUGGGGCCGUGCAGUGUAUCCACACUCAAAUAAGUGACUCGCGGUACCGCGGUAUCACAAAAGAAAAGCAAAAAAAAAAAGGUGUUGACGAUCAAGUGAGUUGGCAAAAACCUCUUGAAUUAUAUUUUUAUUCAAAUAACACGAAUGUUAUUUGGGAAAUUGAUUGGUAAAAGAGUUAUUCGUCUUGCUGUGUCACGUAUUGAUUUAAUUCAACGUUAUUGUUAUACAAAUUCAAAAGUGCUUGAUAAUAAUACUACAAUGGCUACUGAAAAAACUCCGUUCAGCCGGCUUCCAACAAAUAUUCGUCCAUUUCACUAUGAAAUUACAUUAAGACCUGAUCUUAAAACCUUGACAUUUGAGGGUACACAAAAUGUCGAAAUUGAGGUCAUUGAAUCAACUGAUACUGUUGUAUUAAAUUCAUUGGAUCUUGAUAUUAAAACAGUUUGUUUUCAAAAUAAAAAUGGUAAAAAAUUGGAAGUUCAAAAAAUUGAUCAUUCUAUUGAAAAUGAGACAGCAACUUUAAAAUUUGGUGAAAAAUUACCAACUGGAAAAGAUGGAAGACUUUUUUUUGAUUUUGUUGGUGAAAUUAAUAACAAGAUGAAAGGUUUUUAUCGAAGCAAAUAUACUGGAGAGGAUGGUUCAGUCAAAUAUGCUGCUGUAACCCAAUUCGAAGCAACUGAUGCAAGACGUUGCUUUCCCUGCUGGGAUGAGCCGUCAAUCAAGGCCACAUUUGGUAUUACACUUAAUGUACCAGCUGGUAUCACCGCACUUUCAAACAUGCCAGUUGAAACAGUAGAAAAAAAAUCAUCAACGGAAACAAUUAAAUUUGAAAAAUCAAAAAUAAUGUCAACAUAUUUAGUUGCUGUUGUUGUUGGUGAAUUUGAUUAUCUUGAAGAUAAAACAAUUGAUGGUACUGUUGUUCGUGUGUAUACACCAAAAAAAAAACAAGAACAAGGCCGUUUUGCAUUGGAAGUUGCAACAAAAGUAUUACCAUAUUAUAACAAGUAUUUUGGAAUUUCUUAUCCAUUACCAAAAAUGGAUCUGAUUGCAAUUGCUGAUUUUUCAGCUGGUGCUAUGGAAAAUUGGGGCUUAGUUACUUACCGAGAAACUUGUCUUCUUGUCGACCCUGAAAAUACUUCAGCAGUAUCGAAACAAUGGAUUGCACUUGUUGUUGCUCAUGAACUGGCUCAUCAAUGGUUUGGAAAUUUGGUUACAAUGGAAUGGUGGACACAUCUAUGGUUAAACGAAGGCUAUGCAUCAUUUGUUGAAUUUCUUUGUAUUGCACAUUUAUUCCCUGAAUGGGACAUAUGGACACAAUUCGUAACAGAUACAUAUAUUAAAGCACUGGAACUUGAUGGUUUAAAAAAUAGUCAUCCAAUCGAAGUACCAGUUGGCCAUCCAUCUGAAAUUGAUGAAAUAUUCGACGAUAUAUCAUAUAAUAAAGGUGCAUCAGUAAUACGUAUGUUACAUUCAUAUAUUGGUGAUGAUGAUUUUCGUAAAGGUAUGAGCUUAUAUCUUAAACGUCAUAGUUAUGCUAAUGCUGAAACUGAAGAUUUAUGGGCAGCACUUGAAGAAGCAAGUAAUAAACCAAUACGUGCCGUUAUGUCAACAUGGACAAAGAAAAUGGGUUUCCCAGUAUUACGCAUUGAACAAAAACAAAAAGGUAAUGAUCGUAUCUUAUCAUUAUCACAAGAAAGAUUUUUGUCUGAUGGUAGUGUCGAUAAAGAUAAUAAUUUAUGGAUGAUACCAAUAAGUGUAUCAACAUCAAAGUCACCAAAAGAUAUAUCUUUAUCAAUUGUUAUGAGUGAAAAAACACAAGAAAUAAUUAUAAAUAAUGUUGAUGUUAAUGAUUGGAUUAAAGUUAAUCCAGGUACAAUUGGUUUUUACCGUACAAGUUAUAGCCCAGAAGCAUUAUCAUUAAUAAUGCCAGCAAUAAAAGAUAAAUCGUUGCCACCAUUGGAUAGACUAGGUUUACUUGAUGAUUUGUCAGCAAUGGUACAAGCUGGACAUGUAUCAACAGUUGAAGUAUUACGUUUAAUGCAAGCAUUUCAAUAUGAAGAUAAUUAUACUGUUUGGUCAAGUAUUGUUAGUAGUUUGGGUAAAAUAAGUAUAUUAAUUGGACACUUGGACAUUGAUGAUAAUUUCAAAUCAUUUGGUAGAAGUUUAUUAAAAGAUAUAGCAACAAAACUUGGUUGGGAAGCAAAACCAAAUGAAAGUCAUUUAGAUAAAUUACUAAGAUCAUUAGUAUUAGGAAAAAUGGCUGCAUUAAAAGACAAAGAUACAAUUGAAGAAUCUAAAAAACGUUUUAAACAACAUGUUAAUGGUGAAAAUAUAUUAUCAGCUGAUUUAAGAUCAGCUGUUUAUCGUGCUGUACUUGCUGAUGGUGAUGAAAAAACAUUUAAUAUUAUGCUUGAUCUUUAUCGUAAAUCAGAUUUACAUGAAGAAAAAGAUAGAAUAUUACGUUCACUUGGUUCAGUCAAAAAUGAAGAUUUAUUAAACAAAGUUAUGGAAUUUUCAAUGAGUGAUGAAGUACGUGCACAAGAUACUGUAUUUGCAAUAAUGUCUGUUGCUGUUAAUAGUAAAGGACGUUUACCAGCAUGGGAAUUUUUCAAAACAAAUUGGAAAAUAUUAUUGAAUCGUUAUGAUGGUGGAUUUUUAUUAUCACGAUUGGUUAAAUCUACAACUGAAAAUUUUGUAACUGAAGAUAAAGCUAGUGAAGUCGAACAAUUUUUCAAAGAACAUCCAAUACCUGGUACUGAAAGAACAAUUCAACAAGCUGUAGAAAGUAUAAGAAUGCACGCUGCUUGGCUUGCUAGAGAUCAAGCUGCUAUUGAAAACUUCCUCAAAACGAGUGGAUAUUAAAAAAUGUUUUUUAAUGUUAAAAUUGCAAAAGUAAAAAAAACAACAAAAAAAAUAUAUAACAAACGAUUAAACUUUUGUGUUCUUUGGUGCUCUCCUUGGAAUGUAAUCUGAUUAAUUUUUUUUUUUUUUUUUUUUUUAUUAUGAAACGUUUAUUUGAGUGUUUAGCAAUUUCCAGAGAUUUUCGUAAAAUAAAAGAAUAAUAAUUAAUAAUAACAAACCAAUAAUGUUCAUUCACCGACUUUGUAUACUUUAUGAUUUUUCAAAUAUACGUACUUAAUAUUAUAUCAAUGUUUUAUGGUAUUUUUACUCGUUAUAUGUAUUUUUAAAUUUUUUUAAAUGAAACUACUACCAGAAAAAUUUCUCCGUCAUUAAUUUUAUGCCAUUAGAAGCUUUCUGGCAAUUUGUCAAAAAAGAAAAAUGCCGGAAAAAGUAUUUUUAUCAGGGAAAUAAAUAAAAUAAAGAAAUGAUUAUUACAAAGAUAUCAAUUUAAUAUUGAUGAAAAUUAAUAAUAACAAACGCAACAUCAACAGUAAGCAUUCUAAGCUAUUGAAUACCAUGAAAUCAAUAUUUAGUACCGAAGAAAAAACAUUUUAGUUGAUCUGAAAACCUAAGAAUUGAUUAUUUCAUGUUUGUGGGGGUUUGAAGGUAUUUUUCAGUAUUUUUGGGAAUAUUUGAAUUAGCACAUUAUUCCAAGAAUUAACAAAUAAUUAGGUAAAAUUAAUUGAAGCAAUUU